CGGCAGGUGGGGACCCGCCCUCGUACAGCCGGGCGGGCAGAGGCUGCCCUCUGCUGGGGAGAAAGCGGAAGCUGCUAACGGAGCGGAAGAUGGCGACUGUGUGGAGGCUGCGGAGGAGUCGCCGGAGCUGAUACAGAGACGGACGAGAGGCGAAACACACACAGAGAAGUCCCCGAAAAGAAGACGUCUAAAACAACGAUAAUUAUGUCCCUUUCCCCUGACAAUGAAGAUGAAUACUUUGUUGCCAUGGACACAGAGGAUGACUGUACGGAGACUGCUGGGAUAGCAGAYGAGGUGGAGGCAAAGAUGGGGUCAUAUAGAGAAGACGGGGACGUGAACAUUGGUGCCAAAGAAAAAGGYAGAACGAUGGUUGAGCUGCCAGAGGAAGUUCUCGAAUACAUUUUGUCCUUCCUCUCACCUUAUCAGGAGCACAAGACAGCUGCAUUAGUUUGUAAGCAGUGGUACCGUCUCAUUAAAGGUGUUGCCUAUCAGUGUUACCAUGGUUUUCUAAGAGCUGUCCAGGAGGGAAAUAUCCAGUGGGAAAGUCGGACAUACCCAUAUCCAGGAACUCCCAUUACUCAGCGCUUUUCGCACAGUGCAUGUUAUUAUGACUCAAAUCAGUCCAUGUAUGUGUUUGGGGGCUGCACUCAGAGUAGCUGCAAUGCUGCCUUUAAUGAUUUGUGGAGACUUGACCUCAACAGCAAGGAAUGGAUCCGACCUUUGGCCUCAGGCUCCUAUCCAUCUCCUAAAGCRGGAGCGACUCUAGUGAUGCACAAAGAUCUGUUAGUGCUGUUUGGUGGAUGGACACGGCCCAGCCCUUACCCUCUGCACCAACCAGAAAGGUUUUUUGAUGAAAUCCACACCUAUUCACCAUCAAAGAACUGGUGGAACUGUAUAGUAACAACWCACGGACCUCCACCCAUGGCCGGCCAUUCGUCAUCUGUAAUCGGGAACACAAUGGUGGUGUUUGGGGGCUCUUUAGGAGCACGUCAAAUGAGUAAUGAAGUCUGGGUAUUGGAUCUGGAGCAGUGGUCCUGGUCCAAACCACUAAUAUCAGGUCCAUCACCCCACCCACGAGGAGGCCAGUCUCAYAUCGUUAUUGAUGAUAAGACUUUGCUCAUCUUGGGAGGCUGCGGAGGCCCUAAUGCACUCCUGAAAGAUGCGUGGCUCCUCCACAUGGACACCCCUACAUGGCGGUGGCAGCAGCUGCAGGUGGAGAACGAGGAACAUGGAGCUCCUGAGUUGUGGUGUCACCCAGCGUGCAGGGUGGGCCAGUGUGUGGUGGUUUUCUCACAGGCUCCGUCGGGCCGCGCGCCGCUCAGCCCGAGUCURAAUUCUCGACCCUCUCCGAUAAGUGCCACACCUGCCCCCCUGGGCCCCGAGCCGCCUUCCCUGCGCUCUCAGUCUCCCAUUCGAAGCGGCGCUGCCGGUGUCGUGCUGGGAGCCGCCGAAGAGGCCCCGUGCGUAAACGGUCGAUGGGGCACMCUGAGACCUCGGCCCUCAGCUAGAGGAGGGGCCAGAGAUGGGAGUCCAUCUUCAUCCCAACAGCCAUCCCCUUCACAAGGCCCAGACAGCCCUCCUCUUCCUCCACUUCCUCCCCUGAUAAACGGAUCAUCUCCUUCUCCUCGGACAAGCCCGGCCCAGGGAGGGUCUCCCCCCUCUCGCCCUCACCUCCCUGGUUCCACAGACUAUGGCUGGGAGUCUCCUCCCUCUGCCGUCCAUCACCCCGAGGCUCCAAGCACCAACGGCCUGCACACGCCUCCCUCGAGCUCCCCACACACACCCCCCGGAGCGGUGUCCCCUGCUGCCUUACGGCGAGGGCUGGAGGCCGUGAAAAACAAAUCUUCCUCAUCUUUACCUUCGUCGUCGUCUUCCCUUCAGACACAGGGGGCUUCUCCCGCAGGAGGCAGCGGCGGGGGAGGAGGAACGCCUCCAUCCUCCUCCAGCCCCCCACAAGCUGCCGUAGCUGACGGACAUGCUAUCCCYCCUAUAGCGCGGCGCCUGGGCCAUCACCCACCUCAGAGCCUGAAUGUGGGGAAGCCCCUGUAUCAGUCUCUGAACUGUAAGCCCAUGCAGAUGUACGUGUUGGACGUGUCCCGGGCCAAAUCCUGUGGGGUCGUGUCCUGGAAGGUUUACGGUAAUGGGACUCCCGCUGCGGUCACGGGACCUCCGGAGACCAGCCUUCACACUGUGGUACAGGGCAGAGGGGAGCUCAUCAUUUUUGGGGGUCUCAUGGACAAAAAACAAAAUGCAAAGUACUACCCUAAAACCAACGCCUUGUACUUUGUGCGUGCUAAAAGGUAAUGCAGCUUCAGGCAGGGAACAGGAAUGCUCCAUCCUGUGACAAAAUGAGGGAACUUACUGUACACCAAGGCCUUUUUCCUGUAGGAAGGACGAUGAAUAAAAACAUUAUUGUUGCUAGAUGUUUCACUUAAGAAAUUCACUAUUGUCCCUUCUGCCUACCGCAAGCGUUCCAAAACACUUUAACUACACUUUGAUAAAAUCUUUGCCUGAAUGAGAACCUCGUCUGUGUGUGCGUAUGUUUGUGACUAGUGAAAAGAGGGAACUGGACUAGUUUUGUUAUUCCCCAAAUGGUGAGCAUCCAAACAAACGAACAAAAAAAUAACAUCUUUCGUGUGUUUUACCCCCUCAGAACUUUUAAAAAGAGAAACUGAAAGAGCAAAAUGUUCAAUAACUGCCUUGCUUUUUCCAUAACUCUUUAAGCCUGCYAUGUUUACAUUGAAGAUGGCGUGAGUGCGUGUGUGUAUUUGUGUGUACACAGCGGCAGUAUAAAGUUGUUGACUAAUGUUUGUCGGGGGCCACAGUGGCUCAGAGAUGUGGCACUGUACUAUAAGCAUAGUUGAACAAUAAAGACCUCCAUGUCUGCUCUGUCGAAAA
Austrofundulus limnaeus is the source of this 2898-nucleotide messenger RNA. It is a transcript of the gene fbxo42, whose product is annotated as F-box protein 42. Bases 205 to 2304 code for a protein of 699 amino acids. The transcript has 10 exons. Gene Ontology annotation, molecular function: ubiquitin-like ligase-substrate adaptor activity; protein binding. The record is from RefSeq and is a predicted model, not a curated record. NCBI's taxonomy places the organism in Eukaryota, Metazoa, Chordata, Actinopteri, Cyprinodontiformes, Rivulidae. Gene Ontology annotation, cellular component: SCF ubiquitin ligase complex.